Orycteropus afer afer is the source of this 5061-nucleotide messenger RNA. The record is from RefSeq and is a predicted model, not a curated record. NCBI's taxonomy places the organism in Eukaryota, Metazoa, Chordata, Mammalia, Tubulidentata, Orycteropodidae.
AUGUUUCUUACAUUUUCCACUAGAGAUGUUCAAGAAUGUAGAGAAUUACUGGAAAGUUUUGAUAGUGCUCUUCAGUCUGUGCAGUCUUCUGUGGGCGGAAACGAUGAACUCUCAGCUACUUUUUUAGAAAUGAAAGGACAUUUCUACAUGCAUGCUGGUUCUCUACUUUUGAAGAUGGGGCACCAUAGUGAUGUACAGUGGCGAGCGCUCUCUGAGUUAGCUGCUCUUUGCUAUCUCAUAGCAUUUCAGGUUCCAAGACCAAAGAUUAAACUAAUAAAAGGAGAAACUGGACAAAAUCUACUGGAAAUUAUGGCCUAUGAUCGUCUGAGCCAAUCAGGGCACAUGCUGGUAAACUUAAGUCGUGGCAAGCAAGACUUUUUAAAAGAGGUUGUGGAAUCCUUUGCCAAUAAGAGUGGGCAGUCUGCUUUAUAUGAUGCUCUGUUUUCUAGUCAGUCACCUCAGGAUAGAUCUUUCCUUGGUAGUGAUGAUAUUGGAAACAUUGAUGUAACAGUGCCAGAGCCUGAUGAUUUGGCCAGAUAUGAUGUUGGUGCCAUUCGAGCACAUAAUGGUAGUCUUCAGCACCUUACUUGGCUUGGCUUACAGUGGAAUUCACUGUCCAUCUUACCUGCAAUUCGAAAAUGGCUAAAACAGCUUUUUCAUCAUUUGCCUCAGGAAACUUCAAGACUUGAAACAAAUGCCCCUGAAUCAAUAUGUAUUUUAGAUCUUGAAGUAUUUCUGCUUGGAGUAAUAUACACAAGCCACUUACAAUUAAAAGAGAAAUGUAAUUCUCACUACAAGUCCUAUCGGCCAUUGUGCUUACCGCUUCCUGUGUGUAAACAGCUUUGUACAGAAAGACAAAAAUCUUGGUGGGAUGCAGUUUGUAAUCUGAUUCACAGAAAGGCAUUACCUGGAACCUCGGCAAAAUUGCGACUUCUGGUUCAGCAUGAAAUAAACACCCUAAGGGGUCAGGAGAAACAUGGCCUUCAACCUGCUCUGCUUGUAUAUUGGGCAAAAUGUCUUCAGAAAACAGGCACUGAGCUUAAUUCUUUUUAUGAUCAACGGGAAUACAUAGGCAGAAGUGUUUAUUACUGGAAGAAAGUAUUGCCAUUGUUGAAGACAAUCAAAAAGAAGACCAGUAUUCCUGAACCUGCUGAUCCUUUGUUCAAACAUUUUCAUAGUGCAGACAUACAGAUGUCUGAAAUUGGUGAAUAUGAAGAAGAAGCACACAUAACGUUUGCUAUAUUGGAUGCAGUUAAUGGAAAUAUAGAAGAUGCUAUGACUGCUUUUGAAUCUAUAAAGAAUGUUGUUUCUUACUGGAAUCUUGCAUUGAUUUUUCACAGGAAAGCAGAAGACAUUGAAAAUGAUGCCCUUUCUCCUGAAGAACAGGAAGAAUGCAAAAAUUACUUGAGAAAGACCAGAGACUACCUAAUAAAGAUUUUAGAUGAUAGUGAUUCAAAUCCAUCAGUGAUUAAGAAAUUACCCGUGCCUCUGGAAUCUGUAAAGGAAAUGCUCAAUUCAGUCAUGCAAGAGCUAGAAGACUAUAGUGAAGGAGGUCCUCUUUAUAAAAAUGGUUCUUUGCGAAAUGCAGAUUCAGAACUAAAACAUUCUACACCAUCUCCCACCAAAUACUCACUGUCACCAAGUAAAAGUUAUAAGUUUUCUCCCAAAACACCACCUCGAUGGGCAGAAGAUCAAAAUUCUUUGCUGAAAAUGAUCUGCCAACAAGUGGAAGCUAUUAAGAAAGAAAUGCAAGAAUUGAAACUAAAUAGCAGUAACUCAGCCUCCCCUCAUCGUUGGCCCACAGAGAAUUAUGGACCAGAUUCAGUGCCUGAUGGAUAUCAGGGAUCACAGACUUUUCAUGGGGCUCCACUAACUGUUGCAACUACUGGCCCUUCAGUAUAUUAUAGUCAGUCACCAGCAUAUAAUUCCCAGUAUCUUCUCAGACCAGCAGCUAAUGUUACUCCCACAAAGGGUUCUAAUACAGAAUCUAAGUCAACAAAAGAAGGAUUUAAUUUUUCCAUCCCUGUGUCUGCUGAUGGAUUUAAAUUUGGCAUUCAGGAGCCAGGAAAUCAAGAGAAAAAGAAUGAAAAUGAGAAGCCCUUUGAAAAUGACACUGGUUUCCAGACACAAGAUGUUAGUAGCCAGCAGAAUGGAAGUGGUUUGAUUUUUGGUCAGACUAGUAGCACUUUUACCUUUGCAGAUCUUGCAAAAUCAACUUCAGGGGAAGGAUUUCAAUUUGGUAAAAAAGAUCCUAAUUUUAAAGGAUUUUCAGGUGCUGGAGAAAAAUUAUUUUCAUCACAGAGUGGUAAAAUGGUUGAUAAAGCCAGUGCUUCUACUGACCUUGAGAAAGAUGAUGAUGCAUAUAAGACUGAGGACAUUGAUGAUAUCCAUUUUGAACCAGUAGUUCAGAUGCCUGAAAAAGUGGAACUUGUAACAGGGGAAGAAGAUGAAAAAGUUCUUUACUCACAGCGGGUAAAAUUAUUUAGAUUUGAUGCUGAGAUAAGUCAGUGGAAAGAAAGAGGCUUGGGGAACUUAAAGAUUCUCAAAAAUGAAGUUAAUGGCAAACUAAGAAUGCUGAUGCGAAGAGAACAAGUACUGAAAGUAUGUGCUAAUCAUUGGAUAACCACUACAAUGAACCUGAAGCCUCUGUCUGGUUCAGAUAGAGCAUGGAUGUGGCUAGCUAGUGAUUUUUCUGAUGGUGAUGCCAAACUAGAACAACUGGCAGCAAAAUUUAAAACACCAGAGUUGGCUGAAGAAUUCAAGCAGAAAUUUGAAGAAUGUCAGAGACUUCUAUUAGAUAUACCACUUCAAACUCCCCAUAAACUAGUUGAUACUGGUCGAGCUGCUAAGUUAAUACAGAGAGCUGAAGAAAUGAAGAUACAGAGUGGAUCUGAAAGAAAAGUGGAAUCUAACAAAUGUGAACUGUCAAAGAAUUCUGAUAUCAAACAGUCUUCAGAUGUCAAAACCAGAAAUCUCCUUACUUCCCCUCCAAAGGAAGAGUCCUCAACUAAAUACAUAUUUAAAACACCAGAAAAAGCAAAAGAGAAGGAAAAACCAGAAGAUCCUCCUUCAGAUGAUGAAAUUCUCAUUGUAUAUGAGCUAACUCCAACCCCUGAGCAAAGAGCCCUUGCAAGCAAACUUAAACUUCCUCCAACUUUCUUCUGCUAUAAGAAUAAACCAGAUUAUGUUAGUGAGGAAGAAGAGGAUGAUGAAGAUUUUGAAACAGCUGUCAAGAAACUGAAUGGAAAAUUAUAUUUGGAUGACGCAGAAAAACGCAAGCCAUUGGAAGAAAAUCAAGCAGAUAACGAGAAAGAAUGUGUUAUUGUUUGGGAAAAGAAACCAACACUUGAAGAGAAGGCAAAAGCAGAUACAUUAAAGCUUCCACCUACUUUUUUUUGUGGAGUAUGCAGUGAUGUUGAUGAAGACAAUGGAAACGGGGAAGAUUUUCAAUCAGAGGUUCAAAAAGUUCAGGAAGCUCAAAAAUCCCAGAGUGAGGAACCGACUGAAGUGACUAGCACAACUGACAGUGUUUGUACAGGUGGGACUGAGGUGACCUUUCCAUUUUUCUGUAAAUCUGAAGAACCUGAUUCUAUGACCAAAUCUGUUAGUUCAGCACCUGUUUCUUCUGGAACUGAGGACAAACCUGUGGAUUUGUCUACUAAAAAGGAAAAUGAUGCAGAUUCUACAAGCCAAGUAGAAAGCAAAACUGUUACAUUUGGGUUUGGAAGUAGCACAACACUAUCAUUUGCGGACUUGGCUUCCAGUGCACCUGGGGAUUUUGCUUUUGGUAGUAAAGAUAAAAACUUUCAGUGGGCAAAUACUGGAGCAGAUGUGUUUGGAACACAGUCAACAAGUAAAGUUGGUGAAGAUGAAGAUGGGAGUGAUGAAGAAGUAGUUCAUAAUGAAGAUAUCCAUUUUGAACCAAUAGUGUCAUUACCAGAGGUAGAAGUAAAAUCAGGAGAAGAAGAUGAAGAGAUUUUAUUUAAAGAGAGAGCUAAACUUUACAGAUGGGAUCGAGAUGUCAGUCAGUGGAAAGAGCGUGGUGUUGGAGACAUAAAGAUUCUUUGGCACACAAUGAAGAAUUAUUACCGGAUCUUAAUGAGAAGAGACCAGGUCUUUAAAGUGUGUGCAAACCAUGUUAUUACUAAAACAAUGGAAUUAAAACCCUUAAGUGUUUCAAAUAAUGCUUUAGUUUGGACUGCCUCAGAUUAUGCUGAUGGAGAAGCAAAAGUGGAACAGCUUGCAGUGAGAUUUAAAACUAAAGAAAUGGCUGAUUGUUUUAAGAAAAAAUUUGAAGAAUGUCAACAGAAUUUAUUGAAACUCCAGAAAGUACAGGUAUCACUUACAGCAGAAUUAUCAAAGGAAACAAAUCCUGUGGUGUUUUUUGAUGUUUGUGCAGACAGUGAACCUCUAGGACGUAUAACCAUGGAAUUAUUUUCGAACAUUGUUCCUCAAACUGCUGAGAACUUCAGAGCACUGUGCACUGGAGAGCUGGGCUUUGGUUUCAAGAACUCUAUUUUCCACAGAGUAAUUCCAGAUUUUGUUUGCCAAGGGGGAGAUAUCACCAAACAUGAUGGAACAGGAGGACGGUCCAUUUAUGGCGAUAACUUUGAAGAUGAAAAUUUCAAUGUGAAACAUACUGGUCCUGGUUUACUAUCGAUGGCCAAUCGGGGCCGGGAUACUAAUAAUUCUCAAUUUUUCAUAACACUGAAAAAGGCAGAGCAUUUGGACUUUAAGCAUGUAGUAUUUGGGUUUGUUAAGGACGGCAUGGAUACUGUGAAAAAGAUUGAAUCGUUUGGUUCUCCUAAAGGGUUGGUUAGUCGAAGAAUUAGUAUCACAGAAUGUGGACAGAUAUAAAAUCAUUGUUUUUCAUAGUAAAUUUUAUCUGCAUCAACAGUUAAAUUGAAGCUUAGCUGUUACAGACAAUACGGUAAUUAUGUUCAGCUUUUGAAAAUGGACGUUUCCAAUGUAUAAAUGUAAAAUUGCAGCUUAUAGCUGUUGUCAUUUUUUAAUGUGUUAUAAUUGACCUUGCAUGGUGUGAAAUAAAAGUUUAAACACUGG